Molecule: messenger RNA, 1329 nt
Organism: Moesziomyces antarcticus
Lineage: Eukaryota; Fungi; Basidiomycota; Ustilaginomycetes; Ustilaginales; Ustilaginaceae
Product: uhrf1 protein
Exons: 1
Coding region: 1-1329 (442 amino acids)
Biological process (GO): negative regulation of gene expression via chromosomal CpG island methylation; protein ubiquitination
Molecular function (GO): ubiquitin protein ligase activity
Source: RefSeq, a predicted model, not a curated record
AUGGUUCUGGAUAUGCUUGGUGCCGACGAUGACUACGAGGCGCAGCGCGCUGCCAACAUCAAGGCGAACCUGGAGCUGAUGAUGUCGCUUGGCCUAUACCAGACGUCGAAGCAGCUGAACCCCACCACUCCCAAGCCUAAAUCCAAGCCUAAGCCCAAGCCUACCCCCUCCUCCGAGGCUGAUUCGUCAAACGGAGAGGAGAAGCGGGAACGGCCUCGACGUAUUACUCGCUCCGUGUCGCGUGCCGAGUCGCCACAGGUGCCGCGAUGGGGGAUGAAGCGCGCUGAAUCGGACCAGGGCAUAUUUGCACGCAAGCGUCGCCUUGCCGACGACUACGAUCCCGACACCUUCGAUGUCGAGUCGGACGACGAGUACGCACCCAAACGACGCAGCACCCUCAAUCCGGCACGCCACCACCGCGAUGAAGGCGAGCUGCAGCGUCGGGCGGAUCGCCUAGGUGUGCGCAUCCACGACCCGAAAACCUUUGGCGCCAUCCCGGGCAUCCCCGUCGGAACGCUGUGGGAGAAGCGCAUGGACUGUUCCACCGACGCGGUCCACGCUCCCACCGUUGCAGGCAUCAGCGGCAACGAAGUCGAGGGUUGUUGGUCGAUCUGUCUAUCCGGCGGGUACGAAGACGAUGUAGACCUGGGGGAUACGUUCACUUACACCGGCUCCGGGGGCCGAGAUCUCAAAGGCACCGUGAACAAUCCGAAGAACCUGCGUACGGCACCGCAGAGCUCGGAUCAAAAGUGGGAGGGCAAGAAUGCGGCGCUGCGCAAGAGCGCUCAGACGGGCAGGCCGGUUAGGGUGGUGCGCGGAUACAAGGCGAUGAACAAGUACGCACCCGCGGAGGGCUACGUGUACAGCGGGCUGUACAGGGCGACGCAUGCGUGGAUGGAAACGGGCAAGGCCGGAUUCAAGGUCUGCAAGUUCCGCUUCCAGAGGCUGCCGAAUCAAGACCCCCUGCCCACCUUUGACCAGCAACAAGAAGGCGUCGAGUCGGCGCUGACAUCGCCCGAGCCAUCACCAUCGCCUGAGCCCGAGGCCGAGGCCGAAGCAUCGCCUGCUCCUUCGUGCGCAUCGGUGGGGUCGGUGGGGUCGAUAGGAUCGGCAGCAAGUCGAUCGCGCAACCCGCUGCUGAGCACUCCCGAGUUCGACCGUGCCCAGUACAUCAUCAUCUCCGACUCGGAAGACGACGAGGACGAGGACGACGAAAUCGAGGUGGUGCUCGAACUCACGGUCCCGCGCAACAGAGCGAAAGAACACAUCUCGCCGCGCAAGAGGAGGAGUUCGCGUCUCCCGCCCAUGCGCAAGAAGUAUACCCGCUAA